This is a messenger RNA of Linderina pennispora, 305 nucleotides long. RefSeq lists its product as uncharacterized. NCBI's taxonomy places the organism in Eukaryota, Fungi, Kickxellomycota, Kickxellomycetes, Kickxellales, Kickxellaceae. The transcript has 2 exons. The record is from RefSeq and is a predicted model, not a curated record. The coding region runs from base 68 to 241 and encodes 57 amino acids.
GCCAUUUCUUCACAAAUUCCAAAUAAUUCAGGGAACUUUUGAAAUUUAUGCGUAACGGGUAAGCACUAUGGUGCUGGCGGUUGCAGUUGCAGUUGCAGUUGGUGGUGUGGCUGUUGGGCAGUACUGGGCAGUACUGGGCAUAAUCUGGGCAUACUCAGGGCGGCAAACAGUGCGUUGCAGCGGCGAAAGAGUGCAAAAAGAUUACUGUGCUAAGAGGAGCGAAGAAGAGAUGCCCGGCUAGCUCAUGGUGAAAGAGCGUUUAUUUGUAUCUUAGAUGGAGGUCCUAAAGGAAAAGCCGCCAAAUG